Ceutorhynchus assimilis (cabbage seed weevil) is the source of this 573-nucleotide messenger RNA. The record is from the annotation of a GenBank genome assembly. Lineage: Eukaryota; Metazoa; Arthropoda; Insecta; Coleoptera; Curculionidae.
AUGACAUCCGAAAAUGAUGAAAAAGAAGCUACCGAAGAAAUGCACCUCAAUACCGAUCCCGAGAAAGACGAAAAACAACGGCCAUUGAUACAAAUACAUCCACCACCAUUAUCUCCGCCACCAGACCAUAGUACUAGUGAUUUUCGGACCAGCUGGAUCUAUCUGCUACGUCAAAAUGAUCUGAUAUUGCAACUGCAGAAAUUCAACCUGGACGAUUCUGGAAACGUUGAGCAGCUACGACGCCGACUUGCCAGAUUCAUUACACCCCCGCCGUCAAGAAAUGGCGCGUUUGUUUUUCCUCCUUCCACAACUACACCGGUCCCAACUGCGUCAUUAAUUACCAUCACAACAAUAACCUGGACGACUUCCGCAGCUACAACCGCAGCUCAAAGUUCAGGUUCUAGUAGAACUACAACAACUGCCGUCACAACCACGUCAACAUCACCAAGACACAUUCAUUCGUAUUACCAGCCAAUUCAACCACGAUAUUAUCCGACCUACCCUAAUGCAAUGUAUUAUUCGCCGUCGGCUCAUAAUCUACUGGUGCACCAAAACCACCAAGACCACAUAUGA